Molecule: messenger RNA, 1281 nt
Organism: Aspergillus homomorphus CBS 101889
Lineage: Eukaryota; Fungi; Ascomycota; Eurotiomycetes; Eurotiales; Aspergillaceae
Product: putative transcription factor Rap1
Exons: 5
Coding region: 1-1281 (426 amino acids)
Biological process (GO): telomere maintenance via telomere lengthening; regulation of DNA-templated transcription
Cellular component (GO): shelterin complex
Molecular function (GO): telomeric repeat DNA binding
Source: RefSeq, a predicted model, not a curated record
AUGGCUGAGACACAUACGGUAGCCAGCCAUGGUGGCGCAAGCGUAGCUGGUGGGACUCUUUUCCGAGGAAAGCAUUUCUGGCUCUCGCAAAAUGUCCCCCAGAGAAACAGGUUCAAAGAACUUAUCGAGCGCUACGGAGGUAGCAUAAGGCUUUUCGAGAAAGACGCGGAUAUCAAAUUAGUUGAUCAUAAGCGACGGAAUCUCCCCGCCGACACAUAUUCCUUCAGAUUUGUUGAAGACUCUAUCCGCCAGGGGAGGAUGCAGAGCUUAGAGGCUUAUCGGGCCGGGCCAUCGGAAGCUCGCCCAGUUGGCGCCUCAUACAUUCCCACUCGAAGUCACAAAGUGCCCUACACGAUUGCAGAUGACCAGCUUCUCUGGGAUUGGGUACAGAAGUAUGAGCGGGACCCCGAUGCCUCCAUCUCUGGGAACAAGAUUUAUCAGGAACUUGCGGCGAAGAAUCCCAGACAUACCUUUCAAUCCUACCGUGAUCGAUAUCUGAAGCGACUACGCGGACGUCCGCGUCCGGGUGGUAUGCCAAAAGGUCCCACUCAGCAGGAAACAGUCUCGCAAGAGGCUGCUCCCGCACAGUCGACCAGCCCGAUAACACAACCUCGGCCACAGACAAGACUCUCACAGAAGCCUGAGGAAGCGCCCUCUUCUAGCAAGCCGGCGGAUAGAAAGAGAAAGCGUACUUCGGAUUCUAGCACCCAAUCGGAAGAGACUGACGAGACGCAUCGUCCGGCUUCUAAAAGGAUGGCAGCCGAGCAUGUGCCAGAAGGCCAAGAAGGUACAGAUGUGAGCCCUCAGAACAAGGGCAAAGAGCCCGUGAGGCCUCAACAACCACUCAAUUCGACAAUCUCGCAAAUACCCCCCGAGAUAGACUCUCUAUUCCUUGAACUUCCUUUCUUACCGUCUAGCCCCGAGCCUGAGCCUGAGCCCGAGCCUCAAACAGAUCUACCAGAACAAGACAUUGACACCUGGAUUAAUGGACGGCUUCGGGCAGGUAAGGCAACCGAGGAACAGAUUAUCGAGGCCCUCCGCUGUACAAGUAUGGACCCACACUUGGCAGAUAAAGUCCUCGAAUUUUUGACUGCUGGAAAAGGCAUCCCUGACGACAUGCCUGGGGUAUGGACACCUGGGGAUGACAAAUGUGUUGAAGGUACGGAGACACGAGGAGUCCAGCGGGUGCUAGAGAAGCAUGGCGCGGAAGCUUUCGAUGCUAGGUGGGAAUAUCUAAGCAUGGCAAGAGCUGCUGGUCUCGAGACAGAGGCCGUCGAGUGA